AAAGACCGUCCCAGGAGAAUCGGACCUCCAAAGUCCUGCCAGCAGCCUCUCUCUCGCAGCAUAUAUGGAAUAAAAAAAAGAAGAGAAUAGGGCCUUUUUCUCCUUUGGAUAUGACAAUUUAGGGUUUCAAUUCUCAACUCUCCGGGAAGAAAACGCAAGUUCCUUAUCAAUUUCCUGUCAAAGAUGUAAAUCUCUUCAUCUAAAGGAAGCUCCGAUCGGUUCAUAUCGAUCCAAUAAUCGAGAACGUCGAAUUCUGCAGCGAUUUCAUCAUUCGUGCAUGUCGGGCUUGCAUUUUCAUGUGAAACUAGACAACUUUCAUGUGCAGGGCCUGCAAUCAAACACUUUCGAUAUAGAGCAUGUUCGGUUGAAUACCAACUGGGAAGAUGUGACGUGCCCCAUCUGUUUGGAUUUCCCUCACAAUGGCGUCCUCCUCCAGUGCUCGUCUUACAAGAAUGGGUGCCGACCGUUCAUGUGCGACACAGACCACACACACUCAAACUGCCUUGACCGAUUCAAAAGCGCAAAUGGGAUGUCAAUGGCAGCAAAGGUUCCUUCAACUUCAGAUGCAACACUAUCUGAGGAAAGCACUCAGCCAACAACCACAAACACUAGUGUCCAACCGACUUGCCCCUUAUGUAGAGGAGAAGUUACGGGUUGGGUUGUUGUCGAUGAAGCCCGCAUUCAUUUAAAUAAAAAGAAUCGGUGCUGCCAGGAGGAACGCUGUUCAUACCUUGGAAACUACUCGGAGCUUCAAAAUCAUGCUAAGGUCCAACACCCUCAUGCUCGGCCAUCAGAAAUAGAUCCGGCCCGGCAACUUGAUUGGGAAAACUUCCAGCAGUCGUCUGAAAUUAUAGACGUUUUGAGUACCAUACAUUCAGAAGUACCGAAUGGAGUGGUACUCGGGGAUUAUGUGAUUGAGUAUGGGGAUGAUGACACAGGAGAUGAGUAUGAGGAUUUCCCGGGUGACAAUGGAAAUUGGUGGACGUCCUGUAUCUUGUAUCAGGUCUUUGAUAACUUUAGAACAUCAAGGAACCGACGGAGGUCCAGAAUCAGCAGAACAAGGAGAGGACGUCGGAGAUCGAGCUAUGAUGCUUCCAAUACAGAUGACAGUUCUGUGGCUUCUUUAGAGAUUGCCGAGUACCGAAUUGAUGAAACUGAUUAUGAUUAUGUGACUAGAGGUGUUGUCAGUAGGGGGAGCUCUAGUCAUCGCAGAGGGAUAGGUGGAUUGUGACCAUCCAUCUAAUGGUCCGUUCUGUGGUGGACCGCACUUCAGUUCAGAAUUACACCUAGUAAGCAGUCCCAUCUCGUCUGGUGGCCUUUGAAGCAGGUAGAGAGGAAAAGGUAGAAAUGGUUAAAAUGGAACAUCAUCAGCAAGGAUAUGGCAGGAGAAAGUGAUUGGUUAGUACGAGUUUGAACUGUGGGGUGUUCACGGUGCUGCCCACUAGAUGUGGGGCCUAGACCCAGGUGUACAUGUUUUCAUGCGUUGAAAUAUAUUCCUGUACUGACUAACUACUACUUUUUUCUUCGUCGAGUGGUUUUAAGAUGAUUGGAAAUUUACAACAAACAUACUUUUUUGCUCUCU
This is a messenger RNA of Magnolia sinica, 1582 nucleotides long. RefSeq lists its product as uncharacterized. The record is from RefSeq and is a predicted model, not a curated record. The transcript is spliced from 4 exons. Bases 278 to 1231 code for a protein of 317 amino acids. NCBI's taxonomy places the organism in Eukaryota, Viridiplantae, Streptophyta, Magnoliopsida, Magnoliales, Magnoliaceae.